Lethenteron reissneri (Far Eastern brook lamprey) is the source of this 3336-nucleotide messenger RNA. RefSeq names its product abl interactor 1 (gene ABI1). Gene Ontology annotation, molecular function: signaling adaptor activity; SH3 domain binding. Gene Ontology annotation, biological process: neuron migration. Gene Ontology annotation, cellular component: actin-based cell projection; lamellipodium; SCAR complex. NCBI's taxonomy places the organism in Eukaryota, Metazoa, Chordata, Hyperoartia, Petromyzontiformes, Petromyzontidae. The record is from RefSeq and is a predicted model, not a curated record.
CCCCACCCGCGCGCGGCUCCCGGCUCCGCGGCGCGCGCCACGAGACGCGGCUGCGCCCGCACAAGAUGGCGGAGCUGCAGAUGCUGCUCGAGGAGGAGAUCCCCGUGGCGCGACACGCGCUCAUCGAGAGCCACCGCAACCUGGAGCGAGUGGCCGACUACUGCGAGAACAACUACAUACAGGCACAGGACAAGUGGCGGGCUCUCGAAGAGACCAAGGCAUACACCACCCAGUCCCUGGCAAGCGUCGCCUACCAGAUAAACACUCUCGCCAACAAUGUCCUGCAAAUGUUGGAUAUCCAGGCCUCUCAGCUUCGCAAGAUGGAGUCUUCCAUCAACCACAUAUCUCAGACAGUGGACAUCCACAAGGAGAAGGUGGCACGGCGUGAGAUUGGAAUCCUGACCACCAACAAAAACACGUCUCGCACUCACAAGAUCCUGGCACCAGUCAACCCUGAGAGGCCUGUGCGCUACGUGCGCAAGCCGGUGGACUAUAGCGCACUGGACGACGUGGGGCAUGGUGUGAAGUGGCUUUUGAAAGUCAAGCAGGGAGGAAACCCCAAUGGGAGAACAAGUAGCGUGAGCGUUCCGCGAAGCACACCGCCCACUCAGAGGCCCCCCAGCCCACCAGCGGGUGGUCGUGGCACCAUGGGGAGGAGCUCGCCCUACCGCACCCUGGAACCUGUGAGGCCGCCUGCUUUGCCCAACGACUACUCAUCAAGCCCCGGCCGUGCCACACCUACGUACCCGCCUCAGCAGGAGGCACAGAGUCCUUCGCGUACCGCCUCUCUCAACCAGAGGGCACGCACAUACAGUGGCAGCAGUGGUGGCAGCCGUAGUGGUGGCAGCCGGGAGAACAGCGGCAGUGGCAGUGUGGGCGUUCCGAUACCGGUCCCCACUCCAUUCAUUCCUAAUGCUUACGGGCCAGCUGCCCCGUCCCCUUUGCCACCUGAUGGCCUCACUUCUCCACUGCCCCUGCCUCCUGCACCAAUCACAGCACCCAUGAUGGGUGUGCCGCCUCCUCCUCCCCCCCCUCCUGUGUUCGGUGCUGGUCCUGCACCCCAAUACAACUCGAUGCCCAGGCAGAUGUCACGACACAACUCGGCCACAUCCAUCAGCUCAGGCGUUCCCCGCCGCCCACCCUCGGUCACUUCACAGUGCUCGCAGCUCAACGGAGGUCCCUUCUACAGUCACAACCCGAUGAUGCAAGCACCACCACCUCCACCGAUGCCUCAGCUCACCCCACAGAUCCCUCUCACAGGCCUCGUGGCACGCAUGCAGGAGAACAUCACGGAGGGCCCGUCACAGCCAUUGCCACCGCCGCCUGAAGAGCUGGCUGGGUUUGGAGCGGGGCCUGUGGAGCCGCUGAUGCCACCACCUCCACCCGGUGACUACGAGGAAGAGGAGGCUGCUGUUGUGCAGUACUGUGAUCCCUAUGCUGAGGCUGACCCUCCAUGGGCACCCAAAAGCUACCUGGAGAAAGUGGUAGCCGUGUAUGACUACAACAAGGACAAAGAGGACGAGUUGAGCUUCCAGGAGGGCUCAAUAAUCUAUGUCAUAAAGAAGAAUGAUGACGGCUGGUACGAGGGCACCAUGAACGGCCAGACGGGGCUUUUCCCUGGAAACUAUGUUGAACCCAUCCUACACUACGCCAGCUAGAUUUACGCUCUCUGGUCUCAGCGUUCUGUGCCCCUCCGAUGCGUCACUCUUGCCAAAUACCAAUCCAUGGGACAGACUUCUUGCAGUCCUUGCAGCUUUGGACUUUUAACUGCUGCAGCAUUUCAACAACUAUUCUGUUGGUGGAUGAACAGUACUGUAUAGAUAUCUUGUCCUGUGCAGAUAAAUCUUGCCACAAACUUUUUGCAGCAGUACUUGUGUAUGCGAUACUUGGAUACAUCUCUUAAGCUUGUCAAAAAUCAAGAUUUUUUUAAUAUACUGGUUAUUGUGGUUGUAGAAGUGUAAUUUAAAAUUAAGUUAAUUUUCAUGUUACAAAACGAAACAAUGGUGUUUUAAUGCUGAAUGUUUUGCUUGAUGGACUUAGCGUAAUCUGGAUAAUUUUUGAGUGCCACAGCUGUGAUGUGGGUUGUGUGGUGUGAGAAAAAAAAAUGCAACUACUGCUUAGCAGAGAUUUAUGGAAAGCUCUAGUGAUUGUUAAAAUAAGAGCUACACUUUAAUAACAUCUUGCAAAGGCUUUAUUUUAUGGUUACUGGAUUGGAUAAUUUUCACAUGUUUGAGUAUCUACAAAAUAGACAAAGUUAGUAUAAGCUAUCCUUAUAAUUGGUCUGUAAAUAACAUUCUAUUGUGGAAAGUACUUGUCAGUCCACAAUGUACGGGCCAUUUUAAUUUCAAGUUGUGCAGUGCAGUAUUAUGGUUUCAUUUUAAGCUUUCCUCACUUGUGCAGAUUGGUGUAGCUCGGUGAAGUUGGAAGGAAUCAAUUGUUGCCAAGGCAUGUGAAGAUUCUAAAUUUCAUUACAUUUAAUGGUCUGUUUCCACAACAAUUGAAAACCAUUGCCUUAGAGAAGCAAUAUCAUAACUUCUCAUUGGCUUAUUUGCAUGCGAUACAUUUUUAAGAACACCAAGUGUACAAAUUUACCCCAGACUUUCCACGAGCCACAUAGCCAAAGUAACUCGCAUAAUGCAUGCUUACAAAAUUUAGUUUACCUUGAGGUACUUUAAGCAUGGCAUGUUUAAAAGGUGUUAGAAGCAGCUACCCCAACUGUGUUCACACCUUGCUAUGGGAUGUCUGCAUUUAUCCUAGGUGUGGAAUGCUUUUGUGAACAAAUGUUUAUAUUCCGAAUUUCUCCAACGACUGGAAGGACUCACUUUAUUAUAGGUCAAUGACUAAGAGCAGCCGAGGUUGUGAAAGAACAUAAUUACUAUAGCUAUGUACCUGUUGCAUUUUGUAUUUGAGCUUCCAGAGUGUAUUGGUAAUCUAAGGCUCAAAAAAAACUGUGGCAGAGUGGUUUUUGUACAUCUUUGUAAACUUAUAUGUAAUAGUGAUUGUUCUGACUUUUGUAAUUGUUUAAUGUUAAGUCACUGCUUGAUUUUGAAAUGUGACCAGGUGGGGCCAAUUGCUACAACAGCAUCUAAUCCUCAGUUGUUUUUUCAAGACUGCGGUUGGCCACACAUAUACUACUUAACAGUUGGAUAAGCUGUACGUGAAACAAUGCAUCUUAAUGCAGCUUUAUAAUAUAUAUGUAGGAGGUAACUGAGCUCAACCUUCAAGAAUUCCUUGCUUGUUGCUACUUUAAGGUCUGCAUGCUGUUUGCAUAUUUCUGACAUUGUGUAUAUAUUAUGUACAAACAUUUUCCAAAAAAUAAAAUAAAAACCUACGCAA